Messenger RNA from Penicillium cinerascens, 489 nucleotides. RefSeq lists its product as uncharacterized. The transcript is spliced from 2 exons. NCBI's taxonomy places the organism in Eukaryota, Fungi, Ascomycota, Eurotiomycetes, Eurotiales, Aspergillaceae. The coding region runs from base 1 to 489 and encodes 162 amino acids. The record is from RefSeq and is a predicted model, not a curated record.
AUGGGCUGGAGUGACGCAUCCAGUAAAGAUUCCCCGAAAGACUUUCAGGAGUCCGCUACGCGUCCGCGGUACAGUGCCUUCUUUGACAUCGAGUUCGUGGCAUUGAAAAAGGGGCCUUCAAAAGGAAACACAUUGGAUCAGUCCUGCGCUAUACUGGAGAGAAUAAUUAAAAACACUAAGAAGGAUUUUGUUUGUCCUCAAUGCUCGCGUCUUCAGAAGAGCAAAGAUUCUAUAUCCUCACAUUUUCGGAGAAAGCAGGACGAUAUUCACCAAGGGCUUCAGGCGAAGAAUGAUAUCGAGUCUUUCCUUUCCUAUUUCUUUAAAGUUCUUGGAAGGACAGUUCCUAAGAAGGAUCUUCCAUUGGGCGAGGACCGAGGGGGGCCGCCCUCACCCUACGAGUGCUUUCGAGUAAGCCUUAUCGUGGAAUACAAGCUCCCUAAGGAAGACACGGAAGAAAGGGAAGACACGGAAGAAACUGAUGGUGAUUAA